Molecule: messenger RNA, 1895 nt
Organism: Momordica charantia (bitter melon)
Lineage: Eukaryota; Viridiplantae; Streptophyta; Magnoliopsida; Cucurbitales; Cucurbitaceae
Product: NUP50 (Nucleoporin 50 kDa) protein
Biological process (GO): intracellular transport
Cellular component (GO): nuclear pore
Source: RefSeq, a predicted model, not a curated record
CUCAAUUUUCAGUCCCUCUCUUUCUCUUUCCGAACCCUCAUUUCUCUCCCUCUCUGCUUCUACUUCUGAUAUAGCUUCGCUUGGAUUCUCGAUAUCGUCUUCGAUUUCUGCUUUCUAGCAGAACUCCAAAGUUCUGGGUUAAUUUGCUUCACUUUUCAAUGGGGGAUGCUGAAAAUGCCAUUCCAUCUACAAAGAAGAGGGCUGCUGGAAGGGAGAUAUCACGAGAUAACCCUGGGCUUGAUGAUGAAGAAGAAGUUUCUGAGCAAGAUACUGGAACGUUCAAGCGGGCUAGUGAUGAGGUGCUGGCCACCAGAAGAAUUGUGAAAAUACGCCGUGGUCAGCCUGCCCCACCUGCCCCACCUGCCCCAUCUUCUAAUCCCUUUGCUGGAAUACGAUUAGUACCUCCAACUGAAAAUAGUGGAAGUGCUUCAGAAGUUAAAAGUGAUGCACAUGAGAAAACAGGUUCAGAUGACACAAAUGGAAAGGAUGUUUCCCACGAAGAGACUCAAAAAGAUGGAGUUCAUAAUGAUGAGCCAGCAGAAGGUAAAAUUGACAUUUCAGAGGCAGAGGCUAAAUCUGUUCAACAUGUGCAGAAUGUUGAUCAGAAUAGAACUGAUGUAAAUGAAUCCUCAAAACUUGAAGACAUACCUAAGGUAGAUAAUAACCUUGUAGCUGAAAGCCGUAAGACUGAAAAUAAGAAACCAGUUGAGGGAGAUAAGACUCAGAAUGAGGAACCUGUAAGUCAGGAUAAGGCCGAAAAUGAUGAAUGUGCAAUUGGUGGUAAGAAUGAGAAUCUUCCUGCAAGAGGCAAUAUGAAUGAAAAUGAAGAACCCAGUGAAGGAAAUGAGAUACAAAACAAGGAAACUGGGGAUCAAGUAAAGACAGAAAAUGAAGAAAAGAGAGAAGGUGGAAGUGAAGCAGAACCAAGUAAGGAAGCUGCUCCUUUGAGCUCAUUCCAACAACUAUCAAGUAGCCAGAAUGCCUUCACGGGUCUUGCUGGUACCGGAUUUUCGACAUCUACGUUCUCCUUUGGUAAUAUACCCAAGGAUGGAGUUGGCCUGACUGCUAGUUUUGGUCUCUCUAAUAAUGGCAGCUCAGCCCUCUUUGGUACUUCAGGGUCUUCCAUUGUUUCCAAGAGUGAGAAAAGUGGCUUCCCAUCAAUGCAAGAGGUUGCAGUUGAAACUGGUGAAGAAAAUGAAAGUGCAGUUUUCACUGCUGAUUCUAUAUUGUUUGAAUUUAUUGAUGGAUCUUGGAAGGAACGUGGGAAGGGGGAGCUGAAAGUUAACACCUCUACAAGCGGGACGGGCAGAGCUAGGCUUCUUAUGAGGGCUAGAGGGAAUUACAGGUUAAUUUUGAAUGCAAAUCUUUACCCUGACAUGAAGCUCACCAACAUGGAGAAGAAAGGUAUCACGUUUGCCUGUAUGAACAGCACCAGCGAAGGGAAGGACGGUCUUUCAACAAUUGCUUUGAAGUUCAAAGAUGCAUCCAUAGUGGAGGAGUUUCAAGCAGCGAUCAAUGAGCAUAAAGGCAAGGCUUCUACAGUUCUGAAAACGCCAGAGAACUCUCCUUAAGGAUUCAAUACUUUUCAAAGUUCAUAUGUGGUGGAGAAGAAGCUGUCGUGUCGUGUCGUGUCUAUCAGAGGUAAUCCUACAGCUCAUGCUCAAGUGAGUAGUUUUUUCAGUUCGGCAUUUCGUAAGCCAUCCAUGUAGCAGAGUUAUAGAAUCGUACGCAUUUUGUUGUAGUUUUAUUUGUCACAGACUCUUCUUUUCUCUUCAUAUCUUGGGUGGAACAUUACUUCAGACUAAGUAUGCUCCUACACCAUGGAAUCCUUUGUCAGAAUCUCAUAAUUGUCAAUGAACUUUCCGAUAUGAACCAGCUUUUCUGCUCUUGAUUCA